Molecule: messenger RNA, 1842 nt
Organism: Salvia miltiorrhiza (redroot sage)
Lineage: Eukaryota; Viridiplantae; Streptophyta; Magnoliopsida; Lamiales; Lamiaceae
Exons: 7
Coding region: 196-1245 (349 amino acids)
Biological process (GO): rRNA processing; ribosomal small subunit assembly
Cellular component (GO): CURI complex; UTP-C complex
Source: RefSeq, a predicted model, not a curated record
UAAAUGCAUAAUUCUUUAAAAAAAAGUUAUUGGAUGUUUAUAAUUUAACCCUAUUAAAACCAACACUGCACGUUGAGUCGCAAACGCGUAUCAUAUCCGAAACACUCAGCCGCCGCCGUGCCGCCGCCGUCGAUUCUCGAAGCCGCUGUUCGGUUUGUCUCCAGAGUUAGUUCCACUUUCAGCGCGUGAAAGAAAAUGGUUGUGGAGCUGACACAGAACAAUAACGAUAAGAGGAAGAAGAUGAAGAAAAAGAAAGCUUCAAGUAAUGUCAGAGUCGUUGCUGAGAUGGUCGAAACUCGCCAUGUGAAAGAUGAAACACUUAAAACAAGUGGAGGAAAGAAAAAGAGUCAGAAAUUGAGAGAUAAAAAAAGAAAGAAGAGCGGAACAGCCCGAAGAGAUGCUGAGGACGUUGUUCCCAGUCACGCCAACGAAAUUGAAGAUACAAUUCCUAAUAGAGUAUAUGCUGAGGGUGAACCAAGUGAGGAAAAAUUGCUGAAACAAAGAAAAAAGAAGAGGAAGAAUGUUGAGAGUAUCAGCCACUUUGAUGAAUUCAAUGACAAAAAUGAUGCAUCUCAAGAAUGCAAUGAUUCUAAACCUGAAGAAUAUUUUACAAAUUCUGAAAGAAUUAGCAACGGUGAUGCCACAAGGAAGACCAAGAAAGGUAAGUCAAAAAAUCCUGAAAGAAAGAAAAAGAAAAGGCCGCUAGUGUCAAAUCACAUAUCCUCAGAUAAUCUGCUGGAAACAAGAGAAGGAAGUGUAGAAGAAGAAGAUGAAGUUUAUCAGAUGUCUUCAGGGGAUGAAGAUUACUCUCGAGGAAUGAAAAAAUGGAUCACACACUAUCAUCAGAGUAGACCUGGGCUGAAGGUUCUGCAAGAGAGGAUUGAUGAUUUCAUAAUGGCUCACGAGGCAAGAGAGGAGCAGGCUAAAGCAGAGCGGCUUGCCCAAGCUGCAGAAGGUGGAUGGACUGUUGUUGUGCAUCAAAAAGGUCGUAAAAAGACUACUGAAGCUGAAAGUGGAGUUGCUGUUGGUUCUGUUGCCCAAGCUGCCGUCCUAGACAAGAUGGGAAAGAAGAAAAAGAAGGAAGUCGGCCUAGAUUUCUACCAGUUCAACAGAAGGGAAGCACAUAGAAACGGUAGUUCUUCUGAAUCUCCGAUGCAAUUUUUCAUAUGCUUUAAGUUUUAUUUGCAUUCUAUGUUAAAUGGUUUACUAAUGCUGUACAUUUCAUUUGUUCUAUUUGUUCAAUAAAGAGGCUCGUGAAAGGAUUAUAUUUAGGGUAGUCCGAUUUGUCAAAUUCCAAACUGAGCAGAAAUUAUUAUCUUUAGGUUUAAGUUGCAAAUAUAUAUUUUUGCAAGCAUUGCUUUUCAUUUUCUGCUAUGCUUCUUAAAAUUUUCCAAAGUUGCGUAGCUGACAUUUUAACUUCUCGAAUGAUACCUAUAUGGGAAUGUUUUGAGAACUACUGGAGCUGCUGAGUGAUAAUUGAGUUAGUAUGUUUUGAGUUGGUAUGUUUUGAGAACUACUUGAGCUGCUGCUCGCUGUCUCAUAUACUGGAUUGAAUGCAGAGAUCAUGAUGCUGCAAAGCAAAUUUGAGCAGGAUAAAAAGCGGAUACAACAGAUGCGAGCUGCAAGGAAAUUCCGCCCCUACUAACUGCUUUCCCCUCAGUGAGAAAGGUUGAGUGAUGUUCUUUGUAUUGAUUUAAAGAAUUAGUUUCACUCUGGAAAGCAUUGUUGUACCUUUUGGCUCUUAAGAUGUAUUGCUUUGUUAAUUUGCAUUUGGAUACUGGCACGAGAAAAUUUUUGAUUAAAAAUCCAUAUAGCAAAGUUAUUAGUGCUAUUCAGUUGCUA